Amorphotheca resinae ATCC 22711 is the source of this 545-nucleotide messenger RNA. RefSeq lists its product as hypothetical. The record is from RefSeq and is a predicted model, not a curated record. The transcript has a single exon. The coding region runs from base 45 to 494 and encodes 149 amino acids. NCBI's taxonomy places the organism in Eukaryota, Fungi, Ascomycota, Leotiomycetes, Helotiales, Amorphothecaceae.
AGCCCCUCCUGGCACAUUAGUUGUUGAUUCAUAUCAGCUGCUCUAUGAUGGAUGGAUGUUUAACUGCUGCGCACCUUUGCAGCGCGCAGACUGCAGGUCCUGAAGACUUCUCAGUGGCCUCUGGUCCCGAGUCUCCCUGGUGUGCCCUAUCAACCGCGCAUCCUUCCCAGCGGCACGGUUCUGCUCUAAGAGGGGCGCGUCUACGAAGGCUACCUUAUGGGCCAUGGCACCACGAUCCAGCUUCCGGAGUACGAUUCGUGGGCCCAUCCAAGAGCGGUCUCAGCGGCAAAUCCCAUCAUGUGGGUGACCUCCCCUCCCAAGAGCGCCUCUCGGACACUUCGUAUGCCCAAUGCCCCUCGACCCAACGAAGGCAGCUGAUCCUACGAAGGCGGCAGCGGGGCGCUGGAAAUGCAACGAAGACAACCAAAUCCAGCAGAUCGUCUCUAUCCCACUGCGCCGCAACGCGAGUCUCAGGGUUCUUCACGUGCUGCUGAGACGCGCAGUGCCCCUACCCUACAGCGCUCGUGCCAAGAUGCCCGUUAUCG